Messenger RNA from Amblyraja radiata (thorny skate), 5340 nucleotides. Its product is annotated as frizzled-5. Gene Ontology annotation, biological process: non-canonical Wnt signaling pathway; canonical Wnt signaling pathway. Gene Ontology annotation, cellular component: plasma membrane. Gene Ontology annotation, molecular function: Wnt receptor activity; Wnt-protein binding. The record is from RefSeq and is a predicted model, not a curated record. The transcript has a single exon. NCBI's taxonomy places the organism in Eukaryota, Metazoa, Chordata, Chondrichthyes, Rajiformes, Rajidae. The coding region runs from base 976 to 2727 and encodes 583 amino acids.
GUGAAUGGGUGAAAUGUUCAUCCCGCGGCUGCCGAUUGGGAAAGAAAAACUUCUAGAGGCGGGCUUUCAGUGAAACGCGCUCUCGGGUUGGCUUAAAGGGCACAGAUUUGUUAGAUUGACAAGACUGGGGCUUGAGAUUUACCUUAGCUACAUUGUGUUUUCAAAAAAAAGUAACAAUCUGAUAGCGGAGCCGCAAGUGCAGCGCAGCGCACGGCACUGAGGGGGAAGGAGCUGUAUCCCGGGAAAAUCAGCAACCGGCGUCCAAGGAGCGGUGCGUUGGACUGAGGAAAAGCAGGCGAAAGCGUGGAAAAAGAAAGUGAAAUAGAACAAAACGAAGAAAAUAGGUAAAUUCACACCGCGUUUCGGGUAAGAGCAAUGGGGAGUUUACCUGGACUCCGAUGUCUGCAUUUAUAAAGGAGAGACGAUACGUUGGGAGAAGGAAUCGGCUGCGCGGCCGGCACCAAGGACCCUCACACCCACCUCGAGAGAAGAUUAAAUAAGUAAAAAUGGAACAUCUCUGAAAGUUUACACCUGACCUAGCUCCUUGUGUUGAGCCGGCGCUUCCACUUCAGUUACCAGGAGAGCUACCCGGAGGCUGCAGAAUAGUGGCAGCUCCAGCCACUCCGAUCGGGGAGCAUGUUGCAAUUAAUUUAAUGUUACCAGCAAGAAGCGAGAAGCGAGAACCGGAGAAAUUAACGAGUUAACCACGAGGAGAUGAUCAAAUAUUAAGCUUUCCUUUCGUUUAGUUUUUCAAGAUUUCCCCUGUUUGUUUAUCAGAGCGGCGGCUUCGGAUGUCGUGGACAUUUCACCUGAAUUCGCUUCUUCCCAUAUCCAGCCAGUUAUGAUUGAGAGUGGUCAGGUGUGGCUGUGUUUAACCUUGCCGGGAGACGAGGAAUUGGGGCUGUAAAAUUCCGGGGGCAGAGAGUUCGAGGCAACGACCAGAAGGCGGUUGGACCCUUGUUUACACUGGAUGUUAUGGCUCCUCGCUUGCAAGGGCUGUCAGUCCUGGUUCGCGUCUGUUUUUGUCUUGCGGGGCUGGUGGGAGUCGCUCUCUGCGCUUCCAAAGCAAUGGUUUGCCAGGAGAUUACGGUGCCCAUGUGCAAAGGCAUAGGCUACAAUCACACCUACAUGCCCAACCAGUUCAACCACGAUAACCAAGACGAAGCGGGACUAGAGGUGCAUCAGUUCUGGCCUCUCGUCGAGAUCCAAUGCUCCCCAGACCUCCGCUUCUUUCUCUGCAGUGUCUACACCCCCAUCUGCUUAGCGGACUACAUGAAACCUCUGCCACCCUGCAGAUCCGUCUGCGAAAGGGCCAAGUCCGGCUGCUCCCCCCUGAUGAGACAAUAUGGCUUUGCUUGGCCCGAAAGGAUGAACUGCGAUAAGCUCCCGGUGCUCGGAGAUCAAGAUCACUUGUGCAUGGAUUACAACAGGACCGAGGUGACCACUGCGUCGCCUCCCUUCUUCAAGCCCACCCUGGCCCCUAAGGGUGCCGGCGGCAACAAGAACUCUCCACCCUCUAGGGCACAUCCAGGUAACCAGCCUGCACCGCCGGGGGACUGCCCUGCCAUAUGUAGCUGCAAAGACCCUCUGAUCCCCAUCUCUAAGGAGAGUCACCCGCUCUACAACAAGAUCAGGACCGGCCGCUUGCUGAAUUGUGCCUUCCCCUGUUACGAGCCCUACUUUAACCAGGACGAGAGAACUUUCGCAACCUUAUGGAUAGGCCUGUGGUCUAUCCUGUGCUUCAUUUCCACUUUCACAACCGUCUCCACCUUCUUGAUUGACAUGGAGAGGUUCAAGUACCCCGAGCGGCCGAUCAUCUUCCUAUCGGCUUGUUACCUCUUCGUGUCCCUGGGUUACAUCGUGCGGCUGGUAGCUGGCCACGGGAACGUGGCUUGUAACAAGGACUACAACCACAUCCACUACGAGACCACGGGCCCCGCCCUCUGCACAGUGGUCUUCCUGCUCAUCUACUUCUUCGGGAUGGCCAGCUCCAUCUGGUGGGUCAUCUUAUCUUUCACCUGGUUCCUGGCGGCGGGCAUGAAAUGGGGGAACGAGGCCAUCGCGGGCUAUUCCCAGUACUUCCACAUGGCGGCUUGGCUCAUCCCCAGCGUGAAGUCCAUCGCCGUGCUAGCCCUGAGCUCCGUGGACGGCGACCCUGUGGCCGGCAUCUGCUACGUGGGCAACCAGAACUUGGACAACCUCCGGGGGUUCGUGCUGGCCCCUUUGGUGGUCUACCUGUUCACCGGGACAACCUUUCUCCUGGCCGGAUUUGUCUCUCUCUUCAGGAUACGGAGCGUCAUCAAACAAGGGGGCACCAAGACGGACAAACUGGAGAAACUGAUGAUUAGAAUUGGGAUUUUCACCGUGCUGUACACCGUGCCCGCCACCAUUGUCGUGGCUUGCUUCAUCUACGAGCAGCACUCCCGGGAGAGCUGGAAGGCGGCGCUGAGUUGUCCCUGCCCCGGGGCUGGAGAUGACCCCAGGCCGGAGUACGCCGUCUUCAUGCUGAAAUACUUCAUGUGCCUGGUGGUGGGCAUCACCUCUGGCGUGUGGAUUUGGUCCGGGAAGACGUUCGAAUCGUGGCGACGGUUCACCAGCAGAUUUUGCCGGGGCAGGAAGCUGACCGGGACGUCCAUGUACAGUCAGGCCAGCACCGCAUUGACAACCAGGGCUGGAGCAAUCGGCACGGCCACCUACCACAAGCAACUCGCCCUCUCGCACGCCUGAUGCUUGGGUGCUGGUCAGAGAGCCACACGUGCUUAUAUAUAUUGUAAAUAAAUAACGUAUAUUAUAUAUAGACCGAGGUACACCCAGCCGAGGUCAUGGUUUAUCUGGUGAGUCGAUUGCACUGUGACUUGUAUUUGAUGAGUUUCUGAAUUGCCCGCAGGCUCCCAGUCGCGGAUAACUACUUAUUAAAAACUCCCGGCAGAGAGGCUGCAAAACAGCGGUGCUAGAAAGCGAGGCGAACUCUCCAGUUUGCGUUUGCGACCUGCCCGAGUUUCAUCCGCACUGAGCUAGAGUUGCGCCCUGUUCUCUCCAGGGGAGUUGGUCUAAAGAGACCCCCAGCCGCCCCCUUCCAUUGCCUUGUGGCUGUCAACACACCAGGACUGUGAUGUGAAGCCCAUGGCGCUGAGUCUCAGUCCCAGCCAUGUCGUGCCGUGUCUUUUGGGUGAUGUUUAACCAGAAUGAACUCAACAAUAAUCCAGGUCUCCAGGCCGUCCCCACCUUAAUUAAGUUCUUGUUUGGUCCUAAUGCCGGCGGAAAACGUUAUGAGGCGAGAGCCCCUCCCACUGUCACCUGACCUGGAGACUCUGUUAUAGAGCGAUUCAGUGUGGAAACAGGCCCUUCGGCCCAACCUGCCCACACCGGCCAACAUGUUCCAGCUACACUAGUCCCACCUGCCCGCGUUUGAUCCAGAUCCCUCCAAACCUGUCCUCUCCAUGUACCACGUACCUGUUGAGAAACGUAAACAGGGAUUUGGCCGGACUGACCUGAGCGCCCAUUCCAGAGGCCAGUGCCUCAAAGACCAUUCAUCAUCUGGCUCACAGCAAGGUGAAGGGUUCCAUUACAUUACAUUCGUAAUAGUCCCGUGUCUUGCGGGGAAGGGACGUGACAAAUAAACCAGAGGUGAUCAUAAAGUUCAUUUUAAAGCAGCCAGCUUCUAGUGUUAAUAGAGCAAACCCCGACCCCUUAAACCCAACCAGCCCGGUAUUAAUGUUAAUCACUUCUUAGACAGAGGAUCCCUAAAUUUAAGAGUAAAUUGGAGUAAGAAUGAAAAAAUAAUCAGGCUACAGGUGAACUGGCAGCAAAAUAAUCCAGACAUAGAAACAUAGAAAAUAGACGCAAGGGCAGGAAGGAGUCUUGUUGCUGCAGCUGGUUUAAUCGGGAAGGUUUUUGCUUUGUAAAUGUGACCACAUUAUCUAAUGAAAGGGAGAGCAAAGAAAACACACAAGUAGUGAUCAAAUGCAGAGCAUGUCGUGACAACUGUGUCUCCUGUUAGGCUGCUGCUGGGCUCUAUAGUGUCCAGGAUUGUCUGUAAUCUUUUGUGGAGUGUUAAAGCUAAAUUAUGUUGACUGGGUAGCUGGAAUCUAUUGUUCCUGCGAUCUGCUUCGCUUGCUUGUGGUUUGGACAAGGUCUGCUUGCUCAGGCACAUUAUAUAUUUGCACCUUCCCCUGCAUUUGGACCUUUUCUAUUGGGGAACCCCAUUCAAAUUCUGAUUCAAUUUACUCAAUUUGUUAUUCACUUUUAUUUUUGGCAGUACGAUAAUUCACUGCUAAUUGGUUUCUUGCAGUUGUAAGUAUCAUUCCACAGCGGGAUACCUUGUUGAAUUUUCUAUUUAGCUAUUGAUUCUGAUUUUAACUUAGAGAUACAGCCCGGAAACAGCCCCUUCAGCCCACUCAGUUUCUGCUGACCAUCAAACACCCAUUUACACAAAACUGACAGAAAUCUCAUUUUUAAUUCUCCGCAUAUUCCCAUCAAUUCCCCAAUCUCUCACCAACACACUUGAAGGAAACCAGAGUGCCCAGGGUAUCGCACACAGUCACAGGGAGAAUGUGCAAACUCCACAGACAGUACCAGAGGUGGGGAUUGAACCUGGGACUACUAGCAGUGUCACGGAUUUAAGGAGAAUGUUUGUAAGGAACAGAAAGUUGAUCUAUAUCGGGACUUGAUCUAUAUCGGUGCUGGAGGCUUGUACACACAAACGCUGCAAACCGUGCUGGCUGUACAAACAUGUUGGGCAUCACAGUGGUGCCAGCAUUUAUCCUGGAAGAGAUGUGGACCCAGGCAAAGAGCUCCUUCAAACCACUUUACUGUGAAAGCAUGACACUAAUCCAGUCCUCAUACAUACAAUUGCUUAGAAAUUUAUAACCCUUCUUUUUUCAGCUGUUUGAUUGAGAAUAGGAGGUUUGUUUGGCAUGAAAUUUAAUUCAAACUGUUUUCAGGUUAUUUGGGAUCUGGAGAUUCAAGUCACAUUGCAAUUUGUUUUUGCAGGGCACAGGGGCUAACAUGUGAUCCCUUUGGACCAUUUUACGGGAAUGUGGUCCAUAUUGUCCUGGGAGGGUGAUCAGUCAGAGGAAGAAUGGGUGUGUAGCUUCCUCUUUAGGCUGAAUAUCCUGCAGGUUCCAAUCUCUUUUGGCUCCUCGCACUUAUUACAAGUUAAAGGUGUAGUCAUGGGCAUCGCAUGGACUCCGACUAUACCUGCCUUUAUGUUGGUUACUUUGAACAGCCCAUUUUCCACUGGCACCAACUCUUUCUCCACUAUAUCGAUGAUUGUAUCGGGCUGCCUCCUGCACCUGUGCAGAACUCGUUGAUUUCAUUAACUUUACCAGUAACUUCCAC